Molecule: messenger RNA, 1723 nt
Organism: Daldinia caldariorum
Lineage: Eukaryota; Fungi; Ascomycota; Sordariomycetes; Xylariales; Hypoxylaceae
Product: UBC-like protein
Exons: 2
Coding region: 350-1300 (316 amino acids)
Source: RefSeq, a predicted model, not a curated record
CUGUCCUUUGUAUCAUAAAGUGCGUGCAUAAAUCCGUACCUGUGGGAAUAUCCCAAAUCGUACCUAUCCAGACAACCUGGCCUUCCAAUUGUCUACUAAAUCGUAGAACUAAACCAUUUACUUAGUUGCAUACCUCAUACACCUACCAGGUAACCUAUGAAGCAACCACUUUAAACAGCUCUCUUAACUUUGAAUCUCUACCCGUUUAAACUUCUACCGAUAUUUUACACAAGUCAUAUACAAUCCCCUUAUCCCGUAAUAAGCUUGAAUCUCUCUCCCUUGUAAUCGAUAACCCCUCAACCAAUACGAGACACACCAUCGUGGACAUCACCAGCCAUCACCAGCCAUCAUGGCUACCGCACCCUUCAAUUCCAAAUCGCCCACAAUUAGGCGCAUAUUAAAAGAAGCCGCCGAGCUCUCCGCCUCCCCCUCCGCCGACUACACCGCCGCGCCCCUAGAAACAGACCUCUUCGAAUGGCACUUCACGCUGCGGGGGCCGCCGAAAUCCGCCUUCGCGGGGGGCAUGUACCACGGGCGGAUCGUGCUGCCGGCGGCGUACCCGCACCGGCCGCCGUCGUUCCGCUUCGCGACGCCGAGCGGGCGCUUCGAGGCCAACCGCGAGAUCUGCCUGAGCAUCUCGGGCCACCACGAGGACACGUGGCAGCCCGCGUGGGGGGUGCGCACCGCGCUCGUCGCCCUGCGCGCCUUCAUGGAGACCGACGCCCGCGGCCAGCUCGGCGGGCUCGACACCAGCGACGCCGUCCGCCGCAAGCUGGCGGCCGAUAGCGCCGCUUGGAGGUGCGCGACCUGCGGGAAGACGAACGCGGAGAUCAUGGCCGAGUGCGAGAGGCGGUGCGCGGAGAUGGAUGCGGAAAACGGCGGCAGGAGGAAGCGGGAGGGGGAGGAGGAGCUGGUCGAGGUCCCAGCUGAGUUGAAGGUGGGGUUCCGCGAUGAGAUCGAGAAGGCGAGGACUGCUGCUGGUGCUGCUGCUUCCGCGGCGGGUGCUGGCGAGAGCGAAAAGGAGGAGGAUUCGGAAAGUGCGGAGCUGGCAGAGGGGUUUGUGCAGACUGCGCCGAGGAGGGAAGACCCGUCGGCCGCUCCCAGACCCGCACAGGCAGUUCCUCCGCCGACGAGAACGAUACCGUUGCCGCCGAGUGGUGGCGUAGGGCAGGCUACGUCGUUUCAGACGCCGAGAAGGGUAGAUCCGAACACGGGGGUGCCGCCGUGGGUCGACUACGCGAUCGUGUCGCUGAUAAUCCUGUUAAUUGCGAUGGUGACGAAGGUUCUCAUUGGUCGUUAAGUUAAGUAACCUACUUGGUGAUUAGUAGAAAGCAAGCAUGAGCAUGAGAAUGAGCAAGGGGAAACAGGCGUUACGGGCUAGGGCAGGACAGGACAGGGACAGCACGGGACAAUAGGCGUGAUUGAAUUACAUGUGAUUAGAGGGGAAGUGGUGAUAGUGAUACCAAGAAUUGGAUUAGAGAUUGAAUUUCUGGAACUUCGGACGCUACCCGAAACGAGCUACACGAGCCUUGAGUUAUACCUACAGAAUUAUAUAAAAAAAAAUGCAACAGGGAAAGGAUGAGAAACUGUAAUUUGGGCGCUAAACGGGAUCAGAUUCCCGUCUACAUUAGCAGCCAUCUCUCGCCCGAGGGACUACAAACGCAAGGCAUUAUCUACCUGUAAGGAAACGAAUACCAAGUAUUACUACAAACUUCAUUAAAGA